AUGUCUGAAUCCGAGUACAAACGCAUCGGUGGCACCAACCAGAAUUUGCCCGCCAUGACCAGUUGGUCCAUACCAGACUACAAAAAUCUAACCUUUAUUCAUUGCCACAAAUCUGGGGGAACCACCGUCAAAAUGCUAUUGGCACAAGCCAAGACACAAUGGAAUCACAAUAACAAUAACAACAAUACGCCCGCUGAAAUACAGAAUUUCAAGUAUUCCUUUGGGGGUGGCUCGUCCGCUCAAAAGCAACGCAAUCAAGAAGCGAGAAUACAACACAUUCAAGCCAUGGCAACACAUCAACUACACACUACAAAUACAAAUGCGAUUGUCACAUUCACCGUCGUGCGAGAUCCCUUGGAACGAUUUGUGUCGGCAGUCCAACAAGUGAUGCAUUACAAUACCGACUUUCGAACCAAAUGUUUGAAAUGGACCGCACGAGCUACCGUCCAGUGUGCCAUUCACGAAAUUCAAACCACCAACUACCUGAGAGAUGUUCAUCUUUUACCCAUGGUGGCGCAUUUUCGACUCUGGGAUGACUACCCCACGGCACGUUUGGCCGUAUUGCAUCUCCAUGAUUUGCCCAGUUUGGCGGCGUAUCUACAUCAUGUUGUCGCAAACAACAGCAACAGCAACAGCACACUACUUUCAACAACAAUGCCACAUGGUCGAGACCGAUCCAAGGUCGACUAUGCCACGUCUCGAGUAUUGGCCAACAUGUCGAUUAAACGACACUGCACUCCCGAAAUGAUUCAACAACUCUGUCAACUCUAUUCCAUCGAUGUCAUCUUUAUGCAAUCUCUGGGAUAUGCAAGUGAGUAUUGUCACUCUCACUCUCACUCUCCAUGA
Molecule: messenger RNA, 846 nt
Organism: Seminavis robusta
Lineage: Eukaryota; Bacillariophyta; Bacillariophyceae; Naviculales; Naviculaceae
Source: the annotation of a GenBank genome assembly